This is a messenger RNA of Rhodotorula toruloides NP11, 2760 nucleotides long. RefSeq names its product translation initiation factor eIF-3 subunit 8. Gene Ontology annotation, biological process: translational initiation. Gene Ontology annotation, cellular component: eukaryotic translation initiation factor 3 complex. The transcript is spliced from 3 exons. Lineage: Eukaryota; Fungi; Basidiomycota; Microbotryomycetes; Sporidiobolales; Sporidiobolaceae. Bases 1 to 2760 code for a protein of 919 amino acids. Gene Ontology annotation, molecular function: translation initiation factor binding; RNA binding; translation initiation factor activity. The record is from RefSeq and is a predicted model, not a curated record.
AUGUCGUCCUUCUUCCGCAGCGCCGCCGACUCGGACAGCUCGUCGUCCGCCUCGUCCGACGAGGAAGAGCUCCGUUCCUCGGGAUCGGAAUCCGAGUCUGACGCGCCCGCGCCCAAGACCGCGCCCGCCGCCAAGCCCAAGCGCAACCUCCUCCGCAAGACGGGGAGCGACAGCGACUCGAGCGACUCGGACAGCGAGUCGGAGGACGAGUCGGAGAGCGAGUCGGAUGAGGAACCGAUGCAGCAGGAGACCAAGAAGCCUGCUCGUUCGCGUUUCCUUCGUUCCGAGGGCGCGGCGGCCGACUCGGACGACUCGAGCGACGACGAGCGCGCCAAGGUCGUCAAGAGUGCGAAGAGCAAGAGGGCGGAUGAGGUCGAUGCGAGUGUCAAGACGAUCGAGAACGGAGCAAAGAUCAACGACUGGGUCACCAUCUCGAACGAGUUUGACAAGCUCGUCCGCCUCGCCGCUCGGCAGACCAACACGGCCGAGCCCAUCCCCGUCGGGUUCUUCAAGGUCCUCUCCUCGCUCGACGAGAUGGUCGCCGCGGCCCAAGGGAACCGCAAGAAGAUGAACGCGACCAACGCCAAGGCCCUCAACUCGAUGAAGCAAAAGGUCAAGAAGGCCCAGCGCGAACAUGAGACCCAGCUCGCCAAGUACCGUGCCGACCCGGAGGAGUUUGAGCGCUCCCUCAAUGCGCCAGCUGUGGCGGCGGCUGCGGCUGCGGCGGCUGCGUCCGUGCCGAAGAAGAAGGGCCCGAUGGCUGUUGCGGCGGAUGCGGAGGGCGACGACGACGGGUUCGAGACGGUCGGCGCGAAGGGUGCCAAGGGCGCUGCGGGCGCCAAGGAGCCCACCUCCUCGGAGGGGAUCUACAAGGCCCUCGCGCAGGUUCUCGAGGCUCGUGGACGCAAGAACACGGACCGCGGCGAGCAGAUCCGUACCCUCGAGGGGUUGCUCAAGGUCGCCACGACUACCUACCAGAAGGUCCGCGUCAUCCUUGCGCUCAUUGCGUCCCACCUCGACUACAACCUCGCUACCUCGGCGUACAUGCCGCUCGAGUCGUGGACUGCCGCAAGGGAGCAGCUCGAUGCGCUCGUCGCGAUCCUCACGGAGGACCCGUCGUACGCCGUUCGCGAGAACGCGCCCGACUACGAUGACCAGGUCGAGCGUGCGCCCAGCCAGGACGAGCCCGUCGUCGUCGUGAGGGGAAGCGUCGUCUCGCUCGUCGAGCGCCUCGACGACGAGUUCAUGAAGAGCUUGCAGAACCUCGACCCGCACCAGGGCGAGUACAUCGACCGCCUCAAGGACGAGAAGGUCAUCUACGCCACGAUCGUCGGCGCCCAGGUCCUCUUUGAGAAGACGGGCGAGCGCGAACACCUCGACCGCACCGUCAUGCGCCGCCUCGAGCACAUCUACUCCAAGCCGGACCUCGUCACCCGCGCGCUCGAGGCGAGCCUGCCCUCGGUCGCGAGCAAGUCGACCAUCUGGGCGUCCCAGGUCGGCACCUCGACCGAGUCGUCGUUCUCGGCGCUCGCGCUCGUCCGCGCGCUCUGCAUCCGCCUCUACAAGACGGAGAACUCGCUCCUCCGCACUCGCGCCAUGCUCUCGCACAUCUACCACUACGCCCUCCACGACGACUACUACACCGCGCGCGACAUGCUCCUCAUGUCGCACCUCCAGGACACGGUCGGAAACGCGGACGUCUCGACCCAGAUCCUCUACAACCGCACCGUCGUCCAGGUCGGCUUGUGUGCCUUCCGCCUCGGCUUGAUCCGCGAGGCCCAGUCCACCCUCCAGGAGAUCUUCGCCACCCAGCGCGUCAAGGAGCUCCUCGCGCAGGGCGUCCAGGCUCAGCGCUACACGACCCUCACGCCCGAGCAGGAAAAGGCCGAGCGCCAGCGCCAGGUCCCCUUCCACAUGCACAUCAACCUCGAGCUCCUCGAGGUCGUCUACCUCGUCUCGUCCAUGUUGCUCGAGGUCCCGCUCAUGGCCCAGGCCGGCUCGGACCCGGAUCAGCUCAAGAAGAAGGUCGUCUCGCGCACGUUCCGCCGCAUGCUCGACUAUGCGAACCGCCAGGUGUUUGUCGGACCGCCCGAGAACAAGCGCGACCACGUCAUGCAGGCGACCAAGGCGCUCCAGCAGGGCGACUGGCAAAAGUGCGUCGGGCUCAUCCACGCCAUCAAGGUGUGGAGCUUGAUGCCGAACGAGAAGGACGUCAAGGACAUGCUCGCGCGCAAGAUCCAGGAGGAGGGACUCCGAACAUACCUCUUCACGUACUCGUCCAUCUACUCGACCCUCUCGCUCGCACACCUCGCCUCCAUCUUCGACCUCCCCCUCUCGACCGCCACCUCGAUCGUCAGCAAGAUGAUCUGGGACGAGACCCUCGCCGCCUCGCUCGACCAGGUCGCCGGCGUCGUCGUCCUCCACCACGCCGCGUCGUCGUCGUCAUCGGGAUCGGUCGCAGCAGACGGCGGCGAGCUCUCGCACCUCCAGCGCCUCGCGCUCCAGCUCGUCGACCGCGCGACUCAGCUCACCGACUCGUCAGAGCGCUACCUCGAGUCCAAGCUCUCGCAGGGCGAGCAGCGCGCCGACGGUGUCCGCGGUGACGGACAAGGCGGGGGAGAUCACCGUGGCGGCAGGGACGGGCAGCAGCGCGAGCGGCGCGGUGGCGGACGGGGUGGACGCGGAGGAGCGGGUCGGGGACGGGGAGGUGCGAUGGAUCGCUUCAACUCGGGUGCGCUUGGGCGGACGGUGCAGGUGUAG